Plasmodium gaboni is the source of this 975-nucleotide messenger RNA. RefSeq lists its product as hypothetical. The transcript has a single exon. The coding region runs from base 1 to 975 and encodes 324 amino acids. The record is from RefSeq and is a predicted model, not a curated record. NCBI's taxonomy places the organism in Eukaryota, Apicomplexa, Aconoidasida, Haemosporida, Plasmodiidae.
AUGAAAGAAGAUUGGAAAAGUACCAUACAAAAACGAAUUGUUGAAAGGAAUAUUAAUCAAAGUAAGAAAUAUGAAAAUAUAAUGAUAUCUUAUAAUUCCCUUGUUGAAGAAAAAAACAAUCUGCUAGCAAUUAUUGCUUCUUUAACAUCUGAAAAUAUGUAUUUAUUAAAUAACCGAAAGUUAAACCACUCUUUUGAAAGUACUAUGAUGACAGAAACGAAUAUAUCAAGAAAUGAAGAAAUUUUUUUAAGUAACGAAACAAAAAAGGGACAUAAUAAUAAUAAUCAGAAUGAUUAUAAUAAUGAUAAUUCUUUAAAUUAUUCUAGGACUAAUAUAAUGACAAUGAAAAGUCCAGAUAGUCUUUCUGAGAAUACUAUAACAAAGAAAGAAUUUCUAGAAGUUAUUAAAGAGAAAGGGAAAAAUGAAGAAUUGAUUUUGCUUCUUAAAAAUAGUGUUAAUGAAAAAGAAAAACUUCUUAAUAUUUUAAACAAAGAAAAUAAUACUUUAAAUAAUGUCAUAUGUAAAAGAGAAGAAGAAUUGUAUGAAAAGAAAAAAGAUAUUUUAAAAUUAGAAGAAUUACUUAAUAAAAAACAAACCCAAAUAAAAUUAUAUGAAAAUAAUAAUAAAUCUCUAAAAACUAAAGUACAAUUACAUGAUAGGAAAAAUCAAAAAUAUUUGAAACAAUAUAAUAUUCUCAGAUUUACAUAUUUCAAACUUUUAAAACAGGUUGGAGAAAUGAAAAUCUAUAAUAAUAAUAUCAAUCAAAAUUAUUUCUCCUUAAGAAAAGAAAUGGUACAAAAAAAAGAAGAAAAUCAAAAAUUACUCAAUUAUUUGUUAAACUGUAAAAAUUCUUAUAAAAAAGAAUUAAAAAAAUUAUAUAAAGAAAUUACAAAAAAUCAGACAAAACAGAAACACAAAUAUAUACUUUUUAAAAAUAAUCAAUUUUAUGUUAAUCUGUAUUUAAAAAAAUUUUAA